Molecule: messenger RNA, 2273 nt
Organism: Pogona vitticeps (central bearded dragon)
Lineage: Eukaryota; Metazoa; Chordata; Lepidosauria; Squamata; Agamidae
Gene: PRR15L
Product: proline rich 15 like
Source: RefSeq, a predicted model, not a curated record
CUUGGCUUAAAUUUCUCUCAUCAUGAAUAUUCAGAUCUCUCCCAGCUCAGCCUCUGUUAGCUCCUGUUUACUUUAGGCAGGAGUGGCUGAGUCUCCAAUUAACCUUGACAUACAGAGAGAGGGAGAGACGCAGCUCACACAGGUAUGUGGCACCUCGACACACCUGAGAUGUGAAAACCACUUUUCUACUGGCUAAAAGAGCAGAAUCUGCUGGGUUCCUUCUGCCAGCACUUCUUCAUGUUGGUCUUUGCUCACAACAGCUGAACCUACCGUCAAUCCGAUCUGGAGAGCGACAAAGCUUAGAAGCCUGAGAGACCUGGUAGGGUGACGAGUCCUUUCCUGUCAGCCACUAUGGCAGAAAAUGACCACAGCUGGUGGAAGCUGACGUUCCUCCGGAAGAAAAAAUCAACUCCAAAAGUGUUGUAUGAAAGCCCUGGCAUCUAUGCCGUCACCAACAAUGAGAACCAGCAAGAAGGGGUGCUGACUGAUGGCAGCAACGGUGGGAGCAGUGAGCGGGAAUUCAGCGCCCGGCUAGAGAAGAUUGUGGACAAGAACACCAAAGGCAAACACGUCAAAGUCUCCAAUUCAGGACGCUUCAAGGAGAAAAAGAAAGUCAGGGCCAUGUUGUCAGAAAACCCCAAUUUUUUUGGUGACAGUGAGCAGGGUGAAAAAUAAGGAGUACUGCAUAUGAAGGAGGGACACCAUUCGUGUGCUUUCAUUCUUUGGAGACGUUUCUCUGAUCACGAGAAGCCGACUACGCAUCAGUGCCAUUAGAUUUAUACAGUAAAUGAAGUUAACGAGGGGCCCAUCUUUAGCUCCAGGUCCUGAUUUUCAUGGGAAAAAGAGAAGUUUUGAAGGAUAAUGAACUUUAUUGUUGCAAUUGUUUUUUCUUUCUUAUUUUUUUUAAUUUAAGAAAUAAGGUUAAUAAUAUUUACAUUAAGUAUCAGCUUGGAAAAUCCUCAAUAAUGAAGAAAGGAAAUGUUAGAGGCAGAGCAGAAUCUAUGAUACAGGGGAACAUAUUCAGAACUAUUGAAUGCAGAUCUAUUUACCCUGGAUAUAAGGCUGGCUCUGCUAUUUGGCAAAGGGAACCUGCCACCUCAGGUGGGAAAUGCUUGAAUGUGACAGCCAGGUAUUGGAAGAAAGAACUUUACACCACAUAGCCUGGCCUACAAUCCCAAGCUAGCCUGCUUCAUUCAGGUAUGGUUAAGGACAUAGUCCCACUAUCUGCUCUGAAGUAAGUUUCAGCCAUCACAAUCCUGUCAGUGUUUGUGCUCUGGACUCUUGGGAUGGCCUCUGUUUAUGUUCAUGGCCUUUGGUUGUGGUAUCUGGGGAUCAGACGUUUCACAGACUAAGAAAGAAAUGCCACCAAUUAAGGAUUUAUGCAGUGCCUGAUUUUUGCCACUGGGCAUUUGUUCUCAGGGUGCACUUGAUUUCUCCUUGUAGCAAAGUGUGGCCCACUGUUAGUAGGCUGAUUGUGGGGAGCGUGAGCAGCAUCAGGGUUAAUGGGUGGGAGAGAUGGGUGUUUCUGCCAUUUCAGAAGGAAUUAGACAAAGCAAGGACAUCAGAUGUUGGUGUAUUACACCCAUCAAGGGCUGAUGGGAGUUGCAGUCCAACAAUGUUCCCCAUCCCUGGAAUAAAACAUGUUUUGGAAAUUUGUAGUUUAUACUGCCAUGAUUAUAGAGGGAGGGCACAUAAACCCAAGGGCUUCUUACUUUCUGUUCUAGCUAUAUAGACCCUUUAGCUGUCCAGAUGUUUUCGACUAGUGGUUCCCAAACUUGGGAUACUUCCUUUGAAUUUUCCACAAGUGGCUUGUAAGCUAGCCAACAGGGAGAAGGUUUUUUUUUAAAAAUUCAGAUUGUGCUCUUUUUUUUUUUUUGAGGGGCAGGGGACCCCAAUGGUAUUUAUUUUAUUUUAAUCCAUCUUCUGUGAUCCAAGUCCAAGGAUCUAUGCCUAGAGUAUCAUCCAAAUGGGGUCAAUCCUCACUUCAAUCCUAAAUUUGCUCCAUUGAACCAGAGGAAAGGGCUUCUAAAGUAAGUGUUGACAUCACACAUUGAGUUCAAUAUUAUCCCAUCCAGCUCCAUUGCCUCCAAGCCAGUUACUGCCAAGUCUGCCUGGCAAGCUAAGUGAACUUUAGCUGCAAAGAACUGUAUUAAUAACUCAUCCAUCAAGCUUGUUUUGCUCUUGUAAAAUCAGCAGUUCCAUUGAACUUUGCACAUCAGUUUUGUUGAGUUCAUCCUUCUGUCUGUCAAGAAUUGUCCAGCACAGAAUUUCCA